Molecule: messenger RNA, 3901 nt
Organism: Porites evermanni
Lineage: Eukaryota; Metazoa; Cnidaria; Anthozoa; Scleractinia; Poritidae
Source: the annotation of a GenBank genome assembly
AUGGUAGACCCGUUGGAGGAAAUAGGAGUGGAUAAAUGGUCUUUACAAACACGGAAAAAGUUGAAAGUGAGUAAGUUAUACUUGAAAACAACCUACAGUGAUCACUGUCGAGAGGAAAGCGCCUGUUCCAGAGAUCACUGUAGAGUUUUUGCUUUAAGCGAUCAGGGCAUGACAUGCCGAUAAUUUCGAUAAUCGUUGGCAAUAAAAGUCAAUAAUAAUUAAUAAACAAUUAUCGGAAAUCGAUAAAAGUCGAUACAAAAUUUCUUGUGAUUAUCGAUUUUGAUCGAUCUUUGGUGUUAGAGUUUGAUUUCAAUCGAAAAGUAUCAAAAGAUAAAAAACGAUCAUAUGUAGAGCCAUGUAUGUUGCAAUGUUUUAUUUUGCACUGUAACUAGAGCUGAGUAGAGAGCUACAGCAAAGCGAAUUUAUUAUUCUUAGUAGCCUCUGUUAUCUUCCCAGUAAAACCUCCAAUAUGAAACAACUCACCCCAAUGCAUCACCGAAAUUAUUUAGAGGUCGAACACAAAAGUAUUGGCAGAUGUACUCCAUUUGCUCCUCGUCAUCAUGCUGCACUCUUUCCGAACCCCUACGCUUAUCAAUGCAAUAAAGUAAUUCGUAACAAAACAUACCAAAUUUCUUCAGCUCUGUUUAUGUGUAUCAGAACGUACGCUUUCGAGUUGUAAGCUAAACAAAUAUACAGUGUUGCAAAGUCACUACUUAACUAUCCACAAAUAUUACCCUAGCGCUGUCAAUUUGAGGACCCAAGUCUCAUCAUCAGUGAAGGAUCAAAUGAUCAGUCUGUCCUGAAUAAGUUUUCAUGGGCUGAGUCUAAUAAAUGUGAGUAAUUUUCUCACAAAAAAAUGUCAUAAAAUUCACCUGGAUGAUUAGCCAUGAAGACACCAGUGCAAUCCAAACCUGAAGUAACUGAAUGAUUGUGAGACAGAACCCUUCAUUUUAUGCAAUGCUAUAAAUUAUGAUGAUCACUGAAAUAAUUUUUUGAAGAAAGAUGGCAUCUAAGUGUAUUGCAAAAGCUUCCAGAAAAAAAAAUACGUGCAAAGGAGUUACAAAAGGCGCUCCUUUUGUUCAUCAUAGUAAAACAGAAAGAUUGGGCCAUUGAUGAAAGUACAUGUGGAACAACUUUCAUACGGAGACUGGUACUCAGAGGAUGAAAUGACAUGACAUUUGUUGCUCUGGUCAUAAUAUUCAUCACGCAAACUCACUCUAGCAUGACAAACUUUCUCUAUCAGGUCAGCUUUCUUUUCAAUGGUCUUAUAGGUAAGGUUCAUGUCGUCAAGGACUUCUUUUAGGAGACGAACCAUCAUAUCCUCCGGUGGGCCCAUUUUUCUUUUUCUUCUUCCUGUUUUUUUAAAGUUUCUUCCUUACGUAUCUGUUUCUCUUCCACUUUUUCUAACUGGGCCAACAUCGCCCCAAGACCUUCAGCAUUUACGUCUAAACACCAUUGCUGUUAACCCGUGAAAGCGAUUCAGCGACUUAGAGCUGACAACUCUGGACAGCCGACUCUAGCCGAGCGAAUAGCUGUAAAUGAAAGGUACUAUUCCCAUGAUUAUCUUAUUUAAAAACAACGCGUAAACUAUCAUAUAACACCCGAUAAUAACAAUAAUAAAAAAAGCCCCUUGUAAAGCCACAGAGGUGCCUGAUUUGUUUGCAGAAGUUUCUUGCCACUGUUUUGUAUACAACAUUUGUAAAUUAUUAUUUCAAAUGAGCUUCAGCUUAUAUUCAGUUGUUAAAAUUUUCUUUUUCUAUGCGAUGAGGUCACGCGAUGGUAUGUGGAGCUGUAUUUCUACAUUUUUUAUUUUUUUUGUUGUUUACCUAUUCAUUUAUUACUCUAUAUAUUAUUGAGCUAUUUUGUAAAAAAUAGCUCAUAAGUCAGUGGUCGGGUGAUGUGUCUUGGUAUGGUUGUAUCUUUGUUUGUAUGUUGCACUCAGGGUGAUGGACCAGUAAGGGCGAAGAUUUUAUAGCCGAUAAGAUAACGAAGGAACCAAUGAGAGCUCGGUAUCUACACCAAAAGUUGAUCGUUCUAUGUGCUUAUGUUCUACAUUACAGAUUGGUUCAACAACCAAAGGAGAAAAGCAAAGCAGGGCCUGUACAAGCCUGGACAAUAGUGGUGGAUCCGGUGUACAACAAUAACCGGCAAUAAUUGAAUAAAAGUUAAUUACACCUGAGUACUUUGUCUGGAUUUGUUUUUAUGUAUCGUAGCAUUUUCCUGCCAUCUCAGGGCCCUUUCAAAGAUAUAUACAUAAGGUGUAUUCCGGUGCUGACCAAAACAAUUUCGGAGCAGGACCAGAAAAAAUUGCAAAGCGACAGAAGUGAUAUUGAAUGCGAGUGGUGCAAACCAAGGCGCAUUUCUUCAGAUUUCUUGAGGUAAACAUUCGGUUGUGGAUUGAACAAGCUAACUUCUGCUUUUUUCAGGUUUUAAUGCAACUUUAUUCAGCUUUAUUGCCAUUAUCAGCACCAUACAACUUUUUCACUCACGAUGCUUAUACAAAGUAUCUUCGUGCCCUUGACAUGUUGAUGUCAAUAGAAAUCAAUAAAAGUCGAUACAAAUCGAUAGCCAGCCCUGAGAACCUUGUGAUUAUCAACUUUUAUCGACAAAUUAAACUAAUCAAUCGACAAUUAUCAACAAUUAUCGAGCACUAUUGACUUAUCGACUAGCUUUCCGAUGAUCGAUUUCGAUCGACAUGUCAUGCCCUGAGCGAUGCUGGUUAUCAAAGCGUCUGUAAGCAUGAGCAUGACCAUGCAUGUCAAGAUUAUGAGGUGCUACAGGAUGUAAUUCAAGAAAUCCAAUGCUCUAUUUCUGAGCACUCCUCUAAGAUAAACGACAAAGGGAAAGAAGACAAUCUUUGAUGUGAAGCAGACAUUGCGAAGAUAAGGGUCAAGGAGUGGAAGGCACAUAUAAUGCGGGCACAGAAUCAAGAAGAAAGUAAGCAAAACAUUUUUCUUUCUUUACAGGAGAACAAGGUCUUUAUAAUAUUAGACUGGGCAAUGAAGUUUACACAACCAAAGUUUCAUGAAAAGCAGUUGGAAGGAAUUGGAAGGAGGGGGAUUGACUGGCACAUAAGUUGUGUUAUCAGCAGGAAAGACGACAGGCUGGAAGUCACCUCUUAUGCUCACUUGUUUAACAGCUGUACUCAGGACUGGUUCUCAGUACUAUCGAUUAUCGAAAAUCUAAUGUCUCUCAUCAUACAAAGCAACCUAGGUAUCACAUCACAUCACAUCAGAUCAGAUGACGCUGGCUGCUAUCACAACAGCAGUCUCAUAGCAUCCUUAAGAGAUAUUGGAGAUCGUCAAGGCAUUGAGAUCGUGAGGUGUCAUCAUUCUGAGCCCCAGUAUGGGAAAGAUUUCUGCGACAGAAUAUUUUGUGUCCGAUGAAAGCCGCAAUUAGACAUUAUUGCCAUGAAGGCUACAAUAUCAUUACCACGCAUGAUAUGCAGAUUGCCCUAGACAAAAGACCAGUUCAGGGAACAACAGCAUCAGUUUUUUGUGUUAACGAAGAGAAAAAAAACAUGAAAAUGAAAAAGAUCGCUAAUUCUAGUUCUCAACACAAUUCUACGUUUAAUUCCGAUGAUCUUCGAGCGUGGAAAACUUACAAUAUCGGAGCUGGUAAACUGAUUUCAUGGGAGAGUAUCAGACUUUGUCCCCAGGAAGCAACAAGCCUCAUGGAGGAAACACUGUUCUUUCCAACCUCAACAAGAGAAAUGAACAGAACAACCAAUCAACAGAAAAAAGAUGACGAGGAUGAGGACUCAAUUGAAUGUCCAAAUCCUCAAUGCAUGGAGGAAUUCCACAGCCUCACCGAGCUGGAAGCUUAUCUGAAUGUUACAGGACAUCACAGGCCAGCAGAGCAAGUGAGAAGCGGACUUUAUAACACACUAGAAAUUGAUUAG